Messenger RNA from Cyphellophora attinorum, 987 nucleotides. RefSeq lists its product as uncharacterized. Bases 1 to 987 code for a protein of 328 amino acids. The transcript has a single exon. The record is from RefSeq and is a predicted model, not a curated record. NCBI's taxonomy places the organism in Eukaryota, Fungi, Ascomycota, Eurotiomycetes, Chaetothyriales, Cyphellophoraceae.
AUGAGAUUCCUCACAGCCCUCGCCACUCUCGCCUUCGCGACCGCCAAACCCAUCAUGGCCAACCCAACCUGGACCGACACUCCCUCCAAUCCCUCCACAAUCCUCUCGCACAAAGGUCUCACCGUCUCAGUCUACCACCUUCCCCCACACCCCGUGUCCUACCAAUCAACCACCAACCUCACCUUCUCCCCCACAGCCUUCACCCUCAUCCACGACGCCACCUCCGCCAUCCUGAUCGACUCGCCCGCUACCCUCGCUCAGGGCCAUGAGCUCGCCGCCUGGAUCAAGUCCACUAUCCCAGGAAAGAAGCUAAGGGGGGUCAUGGUCACGCACGGACACGGUGACCAUUUCUUCGCUUCGCCGCAGGUGCUGAGUGAGGUUGGGGACGGGUCUUCCAAGAUCUACGUGGAUGGAAAGGUACUGGAGCAUAUGCGUCAGCAGUAUGAGCCGGAAUUCUAUGGGAGCUUUUGGGGGAGUUUGUUUCCUGGUGGACAGAUCGACACUAGUACCAACAUCACUGACGAAGUGGUCUCCUUGCUAGAUGAUGCAGAUCCGAAGGUGCUGCUUGAUAGUGGUACAGAAAUCAAGGUCGUGAAUGUUGGGCAAGGAGAUACGCAUAACUCAACGGUCAUCCACGUUCCAAGCCUCGAUCUUGUGGUAGGUGGUGAUGUUGUGUAUGGCAGUUGCCAUCAGUUGCUGGUGGAAGACGCGACGCCGGAGUUGCGGCAGGCGUGGCGGGACAGUCUGGAGGAGGUGCACAAGUUGAAGCCAACCGUGGUCGUGCCGAGUCAUAUGUUGCCUGACGAGGACUAUGGAGUUGAGCAUGUGGCAGAGACGAGACGGUACAUUGAUACUUGGGAGAAGGCGAGGGCGAAGUCUGAGUCAUGGGAGGAGCUGGAAGGUGGGAUGAAGGAAGCGUUUCCGGGACGGUCUGGGAGUUUCAUACUCAGGUGGAGCAGUCAGGCGCCAUUUGGCGCUGAUUUCUGA